Zygotorulaspora mrakii is the source of this 3669-nucleotide messenger RNA. It is a transcript of the gene ATG26, whose product is annotated as sterol 3-beta-glucosyltransferase. Gene Ontology annotation, biological process: carbohydrate metabolic process. Lineage: Eukaryota; Fungi; Ascomycota; Saccharomycetes; Saccharomycetales; Saccharomycetaceae. Bases 1 to 3669 code for a protein of 1222 amino acids. Gene Ontology annotation, molecular function: UDP-glycosyltransferase activity; hexosyltransferase activity. The transcript has a single exon. The record is from RefSeq and is a predicted model, not a curated record.
AUGGCGUUACCGCGAAGGCACAGCAAGCAAUCGAGGUCUAACUCUGUACAUUUAAUUGAUGAAGCAGCCUCUGAUAAGAGAAAAUCUGUGCUCCUGCCCCAAAAUAUGCUAUCAAAAUCCAUCUCAGGUCUGACGUUUCGUAAACAUACGCAUGAUAAGGCAGAUUCGUUGAACUCGUCACUCAGAGAUGUUAGUGAACAACGAGUCAGCGAGGAUGAAGAGAGUGAUAUUGGCAGGUCCAGAUACAUGAUGAAAAGUAUUGUGGGGCUUUUAACAACUGCCAGUGUCUAUGCGGGCAUGCAAGAUGCACAGGAGGCAAGUAAAUUCGGUCAAGACCUUCCAGGAAGCCAACAAACCAAGUCUAAAGAUGAGAAAGGUGCUGAAGACGACGAUGAAAAGAAGAUUGAGUCAUUAGAGCCACCGCUGAAAACGGCCAAAGAAGGUGACAGGAAAAAUGAGGUGAAUACAGUAAAAGCGCAUUGUUUAGAGACAAGACAGCCCACUUUAUUUGACUUUUCUGUGGUAGCUAAUUCCCAGGUACCGCAGUUGUGUCAGGACAGUAGUAUUCCAAAACAUCAAGGGCAAAAUAUUCUAGUGAACAAACUUUUAAAGCACUUUAACCUUUAUCAUAGUGAUAGCGUUCUGAAAGAGUUCUCAGCUUGGAUUUUAAAGGAUGUAUUAUUGCAAGGCAAGGUGUUCUUGACUUCCCGUCACCUACUUUUUUUUGCAUAUCUUCCUAGGGUAUCUGGAACUGUGAAAAUUAACGGAAAUCUUACCAUUAAAACGAACUUAAGGGGCUCUACGAGGUACUGGUGUGUUUUGAAAGAUUAUACUCUAUCCGUGUAUAAUUCUCCGUCAGAAGUGUACUUCCCGGUAUUGACAAUUGACCUAAGAAAUGCGUUGAAUAUAAAGGUGGCAAAAAAAGGUCUGAAUGAGGAACUAAAGCACUUCAAGAUCACUACUUCUGAGAAAAGUUACACUUUCAUGGCAGAUUCGGAACAUUCUGCAAAGGCCUGGGCAAACGCUCUAAAAAAGCAAUUAUUCGCUGCCAAAAACUCCGAAAAUAAUUCUGUUAGUUUAAAAAUACCAUUGGCCAAUAUCGUUGAUUUGGAUGAUCAGCUAAUAAUGAAGCAGACAUUUACUUUGAGAAUAAAAGUGCUGGAAAGUCCUAGCACAUUUGCUGUUGAUGAUUUUUUUUUUGUAUUUUUAGAUGGCUCAGGCUCAAUCUUGAAAACUUCGGUGAUUAAGCAAAUUGCAGUUUUGGAAAGAGCUGGCGUACAAAACGUUUACAAUUCCGGGCAACUAAAUAAGAAAUCUGAAAGUAUAGAGGCACAAUCGAUUGAUGAGAGUGAGACACCCGCACUAUCAAGACAAGCUAAUUCAUAUGAUUUUUCGUUAGGGAAGACUUCCACCACCUCGUCUAAAAAAGACGAUCUUAUCAAAAAGAACAAGGGGAACAGGCCUUGGCGACGUGGACUUAAAAAACAUAAUGAUGAUACAAAGUCAAAAGAGAAAUCUCUAAAAGAUAAACCGUCUGAAGAAUUAUCAGAUGUGACAGAAAGUUCUUUACACAUUACUGAAGAAGAUGUGGAAAAAAAUGGUGAGAGUAAGGAGAAUGAAAGUGGAUCAAGAAAAGCGAGAAUUGCCGGUUGGACAGCCAAGCCUUUCAAGCACAUGGCUGAAAUGUGGAGCAGUAAUCCCAUUCAUUAUCGGAACAACAGAAUUAACUUCAGUGAUGAUGACCCUUAUUUGAUUGAUGACAACAGUAAUGUUCAAGCCAAUCAUCGAUUUCGUGAACACUUCAAAAUGGAAGGAAAUGAAUUACUCAUAGGUGCAUAUUUCACCUAUCUUACUAGGAACAUUCCACUCUAUGGUAAGUUAUAUGUUGCUGAAGGCUUUCUUUGUUUCAGAACUCUUGUACCUCGUAUACAUACAAAAAUGAUAUUACCUCUGACAGACAUAGAAACAUGCUACAAAGAAAAAGGUUUCAGAUUUGGCUAUUUUGGACUAGUUAUAGUAAUAAGAGGACAUGAAGAAUUGUUUUUCGAGUUCAGCACAGAAGUAUCUAGAGGUGAUCUCGAGUUCAUACUUCUGAAGCGCCUUGAUUCAAUGAAAUCGGAAAAGAAAAAUAUUCGAUCACCUACAACAUCUCUUGUCGAAACCGAUACUAAUAGAGCUAGGCUGAAGUUUUUUGAAGAUAAGAUCAAUUCUGAGGGUUUUGACGUUCCCAUUUUAAUUGAUGAGAAUCCGUUCUUUCAAACUAACAUUGUUCCCAAUAGAAGCUACAAAAUUGGCAUGCUUACGAUUGGUUCACGUGGUGAUGUGCAACCUUACGUGGCACUCGGAAAAGGUCUUUUAAAAGAAGGCCAUCAAGUUACCAUCAUCACACAUGGUGAGUUCAGGGAAUUUGUGGAACGACAUGGUAUCCGUUUUGAAGAGAUCGCCGGUAACCCUGCAGAAUUAAUGUCACUCAUGGUUGAACAUGAAUCGAUGAAUGUUAGUCUUUUGCGAGAUGCGUCUAGUCAUUUCAGGGAGUGGAUAACAGAGCUACUUAACUCUUCAUGGAAAGUUUGUUCUCAAUUGGGUCUAGAUCUAUUGAUUGAAUCUCCAUCUGCAAUGGCUGGCAUCCACAUAGCAGAGGCCUUGGAAAUUCCUUAUUUUAGAGCGUUCACAAUGCCUUGGACAAGAACAAGAGCGUAUCCCCAUGCUUUUAUUGUUCCUGAUCAGAAAAGAGGCGGCAACUACAACUAUUUGACACACGUACUUUUUGAAAAUAUUUUUUGGAAAGGGAUAAGUGGGCAAGUCAAUAAAUGGAGAAUUGAGUCACUAGGUCUACAGAGAACAAAUUUGGACUUAUUGCAGCAAGGCAAAGUCCCAUUCUUUUAUAAUGUUUCUCCAACAAUUUUUCCUCCCUCAGUUGAUUUCAGUGAGUGGAUUAAAGUGACGGGAUAUUGGUUUUUAGACGAGAAAAUAGACUAUAACCCACCAGAAGAAUUGGUGGAUUUUAUUGCAAAAGCGAGAUCUUUGGGUCGCAAACUUGUCUAUAUAGGGUUCGGUUCUAUCGUUGUGUCCAAUGCAAAAGAAAUGACGCAGGCCAUUUCAGAUGCUGCUGUUGAAGCAGGCGUUUAUUGCGUAUUGAAUAAGGGCUGGUCUGAACGAUUGAAUGAUAAGAAUGCCAAUGAAAUCGAAGUUGAGCUACCCGAAUGUAUAUAUAACGCGGGAAAUGUUCCACAUGACUGGCUUUUCCCCCAGAUGGAUGCGGCAGUUCACCAUGGAGGCUCGGGAACCACUGGUGCGUCUUUGCGGGCUGGUCUACCUACAGUAAUAAAGCCGUUUUUUGGCGAUCAAUUUUUUUAUGCUCUCAGAGUGGAAGAUAUCGGCGCUGGUUUAGCCUUAAAACACUUAAAUAGUAGCAGUCUCUCUACUGCUUUAAAGGAAGUGACUACCAAUAAGAGAAUGCGGGAUAGAGCAUCUUUGAUUAAAGAACAAAUCUCAAAUGAAAAUGGUGUUAAAACGGCAAUAAAUUGCUUGUAUGGUGAGCUUGUUUAUGCAAAAAGCUUGGUUUUAUCGAAACGGAAGAAGUUUCACGAUGCUGAUCACAGUUGUCCUGGGAAACCAGCAUCAAAGGUAGAGCACCCUCAAAUAGACGAAGCGUGGACUUUACUGUAA